AUGUUGACAAUUUUGCCACUUUUUCUUAUCAUCUCCAUGAUUUCAUUUCAAAUUACAAAUGCCUACAAUCCGUAUAAAUAUGGACCUAUCGGUUGGGCGUUGGUGCACAAAGGCGACACUGGAGGCUAUCCUGUAAGACAAAGUGGAGGAUAUGGAUAUGGUAGAGCUACUGGAGGAUAUGGUCAGACUAGUGGGGGAUAUGGAUAUGGCAGAACCAGUGGAUAUGGAUAUGGAAGACCCAGCGGAGGGUAUGGAUAUGGAAGACCUAGUGGAGGAUAUGGAUAUGGCCAGACUAGUGGAGGAUAUGGCGGAAAUAAUUAUGCCAAUAGUUUUGGAUACCCUGCUGCUAGUCCCAACGGGUACCCUCCCGAUUAUGCACAUGGAAGACGUUGAAAAGGUUGAAAAGUGAAAAUACGAAAGACAAAUUUAGAAAGCGAGAGACAAAAUUCUGUUAAAAGAUGAAACUGGCAACCCCUGUUAUAACCUCUAAGAUUACAUUUUAUAAAAAAUUCUGUAAAAUUCUAUAUAUAGUGAAAUAGAUAAAUUAAUGAGGAUUCGAAUUUUUAGUUGUUUGUCGAGUUUUCUUGAAAUGUCGUGUUUUGUUAAAACAUUAAACUACAGUUUAAAUUUGGGUAUUUUAUUAAUAUUUAUUCUUAAAAUUAUUUGUAUAU
Molecule: messenger RNA, 671 nt
Organism: Meloidogyne enterolobii
Lineage: Eukaryota; Metazoa; Nematoda; Chromadorea; Rhabditida; Meloidogynidae
Source: the annotation of a GenBank genome assembly